Molecule: messenger RNA, 4447 nt
Organism: Podarcis raffonei (Aeolian wall lizard)
Lineage: Eukaryota; Metazoa; Chordata; Lepidosauria; Squamata; Lacertidae
Gene: SENP1
Product: SUMO specific peptidase 1
Exons: 19
Coding region: 169-2058 (629 amino acids)
Biological process (GO): protein desumoylation
Cellular component (GO): nucleus
Molecular function (GO): deSUMOylase activity
Source: RefSeq, a predicted model, not a curated record
GGAAGAGGAGGUGGAAACAAAGAGCCUUUCGCCUCAGCUCGCUCCGUCUCGGCCACUGACUUCGCUUCUGGAAUCUCUGGGAAAGGAGGAAGACUGCCGGGGCCGCUGGGCAGGAUCAAGGCACUUGAAACUUCUAUCAUAUGAGUCAGUUAUGUGAGCAGUUCAGGAAUGGAUGAAACUGCUGAUUGUAUGAAGAUGGAGGCUGGAGACUAUGGGUUAGCUAAUCAUACUUCUGUGUUCAAGACUCUUCCUCUACAGCAGAACGCUCUCUCAGGAGAUCAGCUUCCAUUGUCUGGCAACAAGUUUUCAUCAAACAAGUUUGAUCGUCUGGAGAGGCCUUUUACUUGUCCGACUGGAAAUACUUCCUGCAGUUUCGGCUACUAUUCAGGACCUCCAUCCCCUGAGAGGUAUCAGGCAGCAGGACUGCAAAGACCAUUUGGAACAAGUGCUAAUGGGCAGUGGAGGAAUUGUGAUUCUACUCUGGGUCCCGUUUUACAGAAGCCUAGAGCAAACCGCAGCGUAUAUUUUGAUGCACGCAAAAGUCAAAGUGCGACAUCAAAUUCAUUUGCAGGGAAAUCGAAUCACCAUUGCCAUAUUUCUGCAUUUGAAAAAUCCUUUCCAAUUAAGUCUGUUACUAGUCCAUCAUGGAGUACUCCAUGUCGUCGGAGCUUACUAAGUCCCAAGAAAUCCCAAAGGAGAUCCAUCAGCACUGCAGAAGAGACAGUUCGAGAGGAAGAAAAAGAGAUUUACAGGCAGCUGAUUCAAAUGGUUACAGGGAAGAAAUGCUCAGUCUCAAAGUCCUCUUCGUUGUUGUCUCUCAACCUACCCAGAUGCACAGGUUCCAAUAAAAACCUUGUGAAAGAAGCUGAAAAUCAGAGUAGGAAACCUUUUGAAGCUUAUUGCCCCACCGCAGGCAACCAAUCAUCUGGUGUUCUCAGGACUCGGGAGCAACACUCUCACAAACCACUGCCCCAUCCAGUCCAUAAUUUCCCUUCACGUGUUACCUUUGAGCCCAAGGACACCAAUGCAGCAGCUCAGCAAAAUAGUGUGUCGGCAUUGGAUGUGCAUGCUGAAGGAUCUGACUCUGUCAUAAUGCUCAAUGGCCAAGACUUCAAAUCUCCAGCACCAAGCACACCUUUCUUUGAGGCUGAAUUGUGGAUCAAAGAAUUAACCAGCGUAUAUGAUUCCCGAGCCCGUGAGAGAUGGCGACAGAUAGAAGAGCAAAAAGCUUUGGCGUUGCAAUUGCAGAAGCAGAGGCUGCAGAAACAGGAGUUUUUGGUACCUGAUUCAGUCAACUUACAUUUGCGAGUACCUCUCGAGAAGGAGAUUCCUGUCACGAUUGUGCCAGAAGAAAAAAAGGCCACUGAUGGGGAGGAAGAGUUCCCUGAAAUUACAGAGGAAAUGGAGAGGGAAAUAAAGAGUGUACUACGAAGUGGGAACCAGGAUGAGGUGCUGAGCGAAGCCUUCCGGUUGACAAUAACUAGGAAAGAUAUUCAGACUCUUAACCACCUCAACUGGCUCAAUGAUGAGAUAAUUAACUUCUACAUGAAUAUGCUAAUGGAAAGAAGUAAACAGAGGGGCUUUCCAACGGUUCAUGCAUUCAACACAUUUUUCUUCACCAAGUUAAAAACUGCUGGGUACCAAGCUGUGAAGCGCUGGACUAAAAAAGUGGAUGUAUUUUCUGUUGACAUCUUGCUGGUGCCUAUUCACCUUGGUGUCCACUGGUGCCUAGCAGUUAUUGACUUCAGAAAAAAAAGCAUCACCUACUUCGAUUCAAUGGGAGGAACCAACACUGAAGCUUGCAAGAUAUUGUUGCAGUACCUAAAGCAGGAAAGCUUGGACAAAAAGCGGAAGGAAUUUGAUACCAAUGGCUGGCUGCAGCAGAGUAAACGGAGCCAGGAGAUCCCUCAACAGAUGAAUGGAAGUGACUGUGGGAUGUUUGCCUGUAAAUAUGCUGACUGCAUUACCAAAGACAAACCAAUCAAUUUCACUCAGCAACAUAUGCCUUACUUCCGAAAAAGGAUGGUCUGGGAGAUCCUCCAUCGCAAGCUGCUGUGAUUUCAUGUGAAAUGCAGGACCCUUCAGAGACUGCAAACCAGGUUAUUGCCCUUCUUGGCCUGCAUGGGUUUCCUGCUGAAGCUUAAAGACUGUGUACAAUACAUUUUGUGUGGUUUUCUUUUUUUAAAAAAAAAUAAAAAAAAUUAAUGAAUUCUAUUUCGUGGAGCAGUGUGCCAUGGAACUAUUUCAGAAGCACACUUGCCUUUUUCUAUCUUGGAACCCUGUUUUUUUACAAGUGACAUUUGGAGAUGCUGAGGAGUACUGACUUCCACCUUCCGUGAGUUUUCCUCUUUUUACACUCUCAGUCCUUUCGCAAUGGCCAGCUUCUGCAAACACCUUGAAACCUUCCAGGCUUCAACUGUGUGGGGCAUUUGUACUAUUGUAUUGCAUUUACCAAGGCAUGGAGAAAAAAAAGGCUUUCAUGGCAUUCAGUAAGGGCAGUGCUACAGGUUACAAUUGCUGCUGGUGCUCUUCUGCAGCAAAUAAAUUCAUGUGGAAGUACAACGUGCAUGUACAUAUGUGUCUGGGGAAACCUGGUUGUAUAUAUAUGUGUGUGUUUGUUUCUAUAAGUUGCAGAAGAGAACAUGGCUAUCCCCACAGCAGUCAUGACGUGUUGCAUUGCCCUUACUUCCUCGGUUAUUAGGUGGAAAUAAAAUUGCCUGAGAAUGGAAGCUCUGAUAGACACCAGCACAUGAGAAGCAGCUUGCUACAACAUUUUCCAUCACGACUGUGACCUUCUCUUCAGUUCCGUAGCAUGAGAUGGUAAAUGAAAGAUGAACAAUGCCUUUUCUUUGAUGCCCGAGCAGAGGAUCUUCCUAGCAUUUAAAAUCUAUUUCUUCUAGUGAAUUCUCUUCCAACUCAAAAUCCAGAGGCAGCUGCCCUCCUGGGAAGAUGAGUCAUGUCUUGGCUGAGGCAUCCUGCACUGAGAGCCUUCAUUUUAGGUGCCUCCUCUAUGACCUCACAAAGUCAGGCUGUGGGGAUGGAAUCUGAUGCAGAGAGAAAGGGUAGAGCUUUGGGUUGUGAGGCACUUCUGGGGCCCUGUGCCCAAAUGCCUGGGGUCAGACCCUAUAAAAGCCAGCAUCUCUCCCCAUUGAGCUAUUACCAGAAUCUAAGGAAAUCCUGACAUUAGGAAGGACUGUUACAUUGCAUUCUUGAUACAGAAUAGGAUUUGCAAGCCAAUUUGCAGCUACACGCUGAAUAGAAUGCUUAUCUGGCAAGAGGAUGGAACAGUUAUUGAUCGUCAAACCCUUUGUAGAAUUUAGGUACAAUAUGGCGUUUAAAGCUUUUUUUUAUAAUAAUUGGUAAGCUGUUUUGAUACCAUAUAUAUAUUUAUAAACCUUUCUCAAUGGUGCAGCAGUGAACAAAUGUCUGGGUUUUAAGCUCUUUUAUGUUUCCAUUUAAAACUCCUACAGCUGAAUUGAAAUCCUGACCUUUUUUCCUCUCCUGCCCACCACUUUCUGCUUCUGUUCCAGAUAGCCAUUAACGAUGGCAAGUGGAAGACCUCUUCCACUGAGAUGCUUCCUCUUCAAAUCCUGCUUUUAUGUGCUAAUGCAGGAUAAUAUACAGAAUCUGUUUAGUUCCUCUCUGAAACAAAUGUAAGCGGCACUGCCAGCUGCAGCUUGAGAUUUAGCAGCAGGCAGAGAGAUCUUUCACAGAGCCCAAAGCACUUUGAGUCUCGCUGAUUGAUGUAACUUCUAGUUCAGUAUGAGAGGGACUCUAAACUCUCUGGUUCACUCAAAGAUCUUCUCCAGUGCCACUGGCCAAUAUCACAGUCCACUGUGUGCAACUUCUCUGCAGCCAGUUGUUUCAGUGGAGGCGCCACUUAUUCUGUGAUGGCCAAACUCGGCCCUCUAACUGUUUUGGGACUACAGUUCCCAUCAUCUCUGACCACUGGUCCUGUUAGCUAGGGAUGAUAGGAGUUGUAAAACAGCUGGAGGGCCAAGUUUGGCCAUCAUUGACUUAUAUUAAAUGGACAUCAGCAGAUGUGCUUGGUAUCUGUACCUGCUGAGGCCAACAAAGGUGAGAUGCAGUUGGAAUUUAGGCGCAAAUUAUGUAGGACUACUUACUAAGUUCACAUGCCACACAUACCUCUUGAUGUACCAUUUUUUUAUUCUAAAGAAUAAAGUAAUGUCCUCUUGUAUUUUUGCCAUCAGAUAGGGAACAUUUUAUAUAUUCUGUACCUGUAAACAAUAGUUUUGUACAAAUUUCAUUGCACUUCCUUAAGUUGUGCUCUUCCUAGACAAGUUUGUACCUUUUCUCUAUCUGUGUUUUCUUUUUAUACCAGGCUCUUUGGUGAUCCUUUUUCUAUGUUUUUCUCUAAGUGAUCUGAAAUUCUGUAUUUUUUUUGUAAUGUGUUAUUCUUAAAUAAACCCAGCUGUUGAAAUAAUAA